Messenger RNA from Mycotypha africana, 1593 nucleotides. RefSeq lists its product as uncharacterized. The record is from RefSeq and is a predicted model, not a curated record. The transcript has a single exon. NCBI's taxonomy places the organism in Eukaryota, Fungi, Mucoromycota, Mucoromycetes, Mucorales, Mycotyphaceae. The coding region runs from base 1 to 1593 and encodes 530 amino acids.
AUGACCCAGUGUAUACCAAACAAUAACCAGUGCACACAAAAUAUACAUACGCUCCUUGACCCAAAUGAUCCAUCCAUCGAAAAAGAAUACAAAAAGCUAGCCGAAGCUUGGAAGAAUCAAAUAAGAAAUAAGGCGCCUUCCCAACAAAAUAAAGAUUUUAUCCGGCUCGCUUGGCUCAGAUUGAUGGACCAUUAUCUCGACCAACAAUGGCUAGAAUCCAAGCAGAUGCUCCAAUGUGCCCAAGCAUGGAGUUCUCAACAAAGAAUCUCCGUAAGACAGGCAGCUCAUACGAUGAAAAUCAUCAGCCUUAAAUCAAUGCGGCGCUCUCUUGAAACACGACGAGAGAUACUGCAAGCACUCGAUGACUCACAACUUAUUACAAGUUUUGAGAUGUCAGAUUCAACAUCAACUCUUGAAAGGUUAAUCAAAGAACGAUUAUCUAUUGCUGACUCGGGUGGUGUAGAAGGGUUAGAUGGUGACGAAUUACGCCAUUCCGCUUUGAUGAAACACCUGAACGGUUCGACGGAAGAGAUAUUAACUCUGCAUGACGAAGGGAUUAUGACACCUGAAGAGGUUAAUAGAUAUAUUCAAUUCAUAGGGCAUGACUAUAACAGGGAAAGCAAGGUAUUUAAUGGCGAAAGUAAGAUUCAAACGGAAGUAGAUUCAACACACCCUUUAAGCAGUAGUAAAAGCACGAGCACCACGUCAUCAAAAUCAAAUUACUUCAGAUGGCUGAUACCGUCAAGAUCAACGCCUAAUAUGUCUUUUAACAGCAAUAACAUUCGCAAACCCGGCUCUCAAGGACUCACUCGUAGCUACGACACUUAUUAUGAAAAAUUACAUCAGGCUCUUCCUUGGAAAGAUCUCUCUACAAAGUAUGACUCCACUGUAUCAGCAGGAAAUAGCAGCACCGACACAGAUGGCUGUAAUACCAACAAUAAAUUUAAUUGGAAAAGUUGGUUUCAUGGAGAUGACCUUGAUCAUAGCUCAACGGAGCCGUUGAUGGAGGCUGUCACCGAGUGCUUUGUGGUAGAAGAACCUUUCGCCAAUGAGAAAGUUGAGGCAGACGCACUAUUGAUGACAGAGUUCUAUAAGAACAGUUCAGCCAUACUCGACUGGGAAACUGACGACAAUAACGGCCAAAAUGAGAGCAAAUUGGCUACGGUCAGCAAAAAGGCGAGUAUAUCGAGCUUUCGCUCUCACAGUAAAAACCCUGCAUCGCCGCAACAAGUGCAACAACUUCAAUUAGAAAGUCCUCAACCUCAAGACAAUUCGUAUCCCUCCUAUGUCAAAAUUGGCGAACGUGAUUUAAUAACAUACACUCCUAGAUCUGGGCGUAAGUAUAAUAGCAGUGUUUCCACCAGUCCAACGAUGACUAAAAGCACCUCUGUCCCAUCUCAAACCACUUCAGCCACUUUAACCGACAGAAACACUGAUUAUUCCGACACAUUGACCAAUUCUACUAAACCUCCUUCUAAAGAGCGAAGUUUCACCAUUCGGGGAAUGCAUAAAAAAUUGUCAUUGCCAAAACUGUUCGGAAACAAGAAAGCAGCAGCAGCUUCCGUAUCGAAAGCUCAACAGAGUAAAAAGUAG